Saccostrea cuccullata (small rock oyster) is the source of this 4339-nucleotide messenger RNA. RefSeq lists its product as uncharacterized. The transcript has a single exon. The annotation marks the transcript as partial. NCBI's taxonomy places the organism in Eukaryota, Metazoa, Mollusca, Bivalvia, Ostreida, Ostreidae. The record is from RefSeq and is a predicted model, not a curated record.
UUGAAAACCAUUGUUCAGUGGUAAACCAGCUGUCUUACUAAUCGAUUUACGGUUUUCCUUUUCUCCAGCAAAUACACAACAGCACAAUGUACACUUCGAUGUUUCCCUUCAUUUUAUAUAAAAUUCUGUGUUUCUGUCGUUUUUCACAAUUGUGCGCUUUAUAUCACCUCUCGUAUGUUGCAUGAAAGAAAUGAGAUGCAAUAAAAUUUAUUAAUUUUUUUAAGGCGUGAAUUAGCUUUUCAGGCUGUUACAUGAAUUUCGCGUGUCAUAUUAUCCAGAGAACAAUGUCGCGCUGCAUGAUAACACACAUGGUUACAAUUAUCAUUAUGCUUAAGAUAACACGAUAAUUAUACAUAACAAUCAUCGAUAAUUCACUCGAAAUUAGUCAAUGGAUUUUUAUUUUUACCUAUCGAUCGCAUUUACCGACCACGUGUAUAUAACGCAAGAUUUCAUUGGUUGUUCAUCUGGAAAGGAAUUCUUAAACACCGUCUAUAUUUGACAACUAAGCCUUGCAGUAGUAUGUGUAAAUUCAGCAUUAAAUGGCCGAUGUUUCGCAUAAAUUGACAACAAGGACACAUAUGGCGGACUUCAGUAUUAAACAAAUUGUGACUCUUGGCGUGAUGGAUCGUAUAUUUAUUGAACAAGUAGUGUUAAAGAUCUCGUGUUUGUAAGGUAUACAAUGUGACAUUCCAUGGAUUUCUCAGGUGUUUACAUCCGCUGGACACGGUGAAUGAUGGAUAAUAUCGGCAAAGGCGCCGGGCUAGGCUCCCACACGGACGGGGCGUUCGAGAGAUUUUUGACAGCCGCCAUCGCUACAAUAAUUACUAUUUUGUUCUCGUGGAGGCUACUGGAGGAGGAACAGAAUCAGGUUGACAAUGGACGCCCCCAACAAAAAUUCAGAUCAAAGCAGUUAACACAAACUGAUAUAAAACCCGAUAAAAACAGUGAACUUGAUCAUGCAAAAGAAACCAUUGUGGGUAAUUCUACCUCUCAGUGCCCCACAGCCGAAGUGUCAAAUUCGGCCGACCUAGUAUCGAAAUGCGCCACAAACGACGGCUCGGGGCCAGAAGAUUACUGUGUUUCGGAUGAUGAAGACGAUAGCCCUACCUGGGCCAACUACAGCUGGGAAGAGGACAUGUACGGUGCCGUACACACCCGACGGUCAGCAAGAGACUUUAUCUCGUCUGCCAAAGCUUUGAAGGACAGUGAAAAAAGUUCACCUGACGAAUAUAGUGAUUUUUCACCACCCAUGUCAAGUCAAAUGCUGGAGGAAAUGUAUGUAAAUAGUGAGUACAGAAGUGCCGUUGAGGACUCGGAAAAUCAUAUGGAGAUAACUGACAGUAGCAAUGAGGAAGAAGAGGAUGAAAGUGAUGAAGGGGAGUUUGAGUGUAGUUCACCUGAUGAUAAUCAAAUCUAUUGUCCACAAACAUUAGCGCCUAUCAUUGAGGAAGAUUCGGACGAUGAAUUUGAUGACUCGGAUGAAAGUGAAAGCGAAAAUCUAUCUCCCAGGAAUGAAACUGAAAAUAUACCUGAAGGAUUGAAUGAAAGAGAUUUUCUCGGUGAAAAAGAGCAAUCAACACACGAAGUUGAGGCACAUUUUCACAGUAGUUGCGAACAGUCAAAUACGGAGGCUUUAACGCCACCUAUUGUGACAAACGAAGAAAAGCAGCACGACUGGAAUUUAAAUGUUAACGAGACUGAAAGCAAAGAAUGUGGGGAGUUUGAUUCAAAGUCGGAUAUAAUUACUGCUAACAAUCGGCCCGAAAAUCUGACAUAUUUUGAUUCAGACGAAGCGGAACUUAUGUGCAAUUCACCUGUGCGAACGUGUGCAAUUGAGGAUGACGAAAAUCUCUCAGACGAAUCGUGCAGUACUUGUAGUAGUAGUGCUUCUGUAAUGACAGUUGUAAGUGUCAACACGUGGGAAUUAAACAAAACGAAAGAGAAAGUCGAAAUUCAGCAAACUAGUCAAGCGUGCUCUAUUUUAUCUGAAUGUGAAAAGGUCAAAGACCCAACAAAUGAAAGCCUACUUGCUUUUAUACACCAUGUUGAAAGCCCUUCAGAGGACAGCUGCAAAUCUGACUUAACAAAAUCAAGCCAAUCAACGAACACUAUCGAUAGAGAUUUAAACUCAGAAGUACACACAGAUUUAGAAGUUACCAUACCCGGGGAUUUACAUGCCACAAACAAAAAACAAAGAGCUGCAAGCGAUUUGGAUUAUGAUGAAUUUGUGCAGGAUAUCAGUGAUCAAAGCGAAUUCAGAAAAGACGGAGAAAGAAAUAGAUUCAACGAAAAUGGACAAAUAAAUCCUAGUUUUCUUGAGGAAAUUAGGAAUAGUUUACUACAUGACAACAGAUUUGACGAUGAUGUCGAACCUCGAGAGUACAACCCUUUUGAAGAUGAUUUUUGCGAUUCUGGCGAAGAAACAGACGAUAGCGAUUCGUUCUUUAUGGUUGUCGGAAAUAACGGGCAUCUGAGAAAUUUUGAAACUGUUAACAACCUGAACAUCGCCGGACUAUCGCAGCCCUGUGAAGACUUGAGGGCUCUUAUGCGUAGUCCUAAUCAGUCGUUAGUAUAUUCUAGAACUGAAGAUAUAACCAUCGAGCAAAGGAGCAGAUAUUUCAUGAGAGAACGAAAUACUGAUACUGAAAAUAGUGCAGAGUACUUGAACAAUAUCAAUGAAAUAGAUCUAGUCAUACGCGAGUCAAAUGAACGUUUGAAUGAAUGCCCAGUUAUUUCGGAGAGUGCUUAUCCUUCGGAAGACCUUGAGAAAGAAACACUACAUAAAUCAGACAAUUGUGACGGUCCUUACAAAGAAGACGUUAUUAUUAUUGAUGAGAAAACACGGCUUCUUAACGAAGCCAACGCAGCCUCAACAAAUAUUGAUUUCAUCCAGCAUCAUAAUGCAUCAGCUGUCGAAAUUGAAAACAUUCGAUCAUACACAACGUUAAGUUUGCAGAAAGAUAACGCAGACCAUGAUGAAAAUCGUGACAAGAAUUUAAUACAGCGUGCUAAUCAACGAGAUGAAAUCAGUGAAAGCAAAGAAAUUAAUCCUCCUUGUACUAAAAACGUCUUACAUAUUUUAGAGGAGGAUUUAACCCCAGAAACACAAAGUAAUAAUCAGGAACAAAAUCUAUCAAAUGAACAACCAGAAAACACAGAGCAGGAUCAAAAUAAGGAAAAAUUAAUUGACAAAACAAAUAUUGAUAAAGAUACUGUUGACAUUAUUGACAAUAUGCGCGAUCCAGAUAAAAAUGUGUCAAUUCAAACAAGUCCUAAUGAAACUUCAGUAGAAGAGAUUACAUGUUCUUCAGAACAAAACGUACAAGCCCCCUCCAACUUGUCAGAGAAUCCCGAGCCAAUUCAGAGUGAUUUAUCAACAACAGAUAAUAAAGUCUUAGACGCCAAUAGUAAUGUUAAAAAUUUACUUCACAUCGAAGAAGAGCCUCUGUCUUGCGAUAUUGUGAAUUCUAAAGUAGAAACCUCUCCAAAAUCGGAUAAGAGACGUACUGAAACAACGUUUGACACUAUUGAGCCGGAUGAAUGGAAAUCCGAUUUGGACAUCAUGAAGCCCUCUAAGCCAAUUGAUCAAGCUGUGUAUGAUCAAAACUUGGAAAUAUGGAACAAAUAUUUGGACAAGUCAGCAACAAGUCGUGUUGCCCAUACACCUCUACAGAAACCGUCCUCGUUUCGACGUGAUUCAAAGGGUGUAAAAGCUAAGCUAAGCAAACACCUUCAAAAGAAGAGACCUCCUAUUGUUUACGAGUCAGUUCUUCUUGCCCCAGUUGCAGAGCCGGAAAAGAAAACUUUCGUUUUCGAGUUACCGAAAAAUGUCCCUCUGUCCCGACAAAAAAUAUUUGCUAUGCGACACAAAUUUUUGAGCCAAGAAUGUUUGGCGCCAAGUCCUAUGCAUGACAAAUUCGCAUCGCACAAAGCCUCACUUACCUCAAUUCCCAGAACUGGGCGCUAUAAAAAGCGUGAACUUUCCUCAUCGCGAAAUUCUCUUAGAAAUUCCAGUAUAGAACGGAUAGAUCACAUAAGCAACAUGUACUCAUCUCGCCUUUCAUGGGACGAAUCAUUUGAGAAAAGAGAACUUCAUUCCCUGCAUGAAAAUUGCAUGUUUUCACCCGAAAUUCAUGAAGAAAUUCUUAACACAACUGAAUCCAUUGACCAUUUAAAUAGUAGUUUUUCAGUGAGUGGGUCAGAUAUGAUGCGAUAUAGUUCUAUGGCAUCUCUUGUUGAAACGGACAUAGAUACUGGUGAAACGACAGAAACACUUUUUGUUUACCCUGAUUCUGAUGUUGAAUAUGACUUUGAUUUUCAGAGUUCCAUCAAGAGAGCA